Messenger RNA from Pyrus x bretschneideri (Chinese white pear), 435 nucleotides. RefSeq names its product auxin-responsive protein SAUR50-like. Bases 1 to 435 code for a protein of 144 amino acids. Gene Ontology annotation, biological process: response to auxin. The record is from RefSeq and is a predicted model, not a curated record. The transcript has a single exon. Lineage: Eukaryota; Viridiplantae; Streptophyta; Magnoliopsida; Rosales; Rosaceae.
AUGCCGGCAAUCCAACUCAAACAAGUAAUGAAGCUUUGGAAGGCCAUAAGUUUCAAUGGAAAAUCUUCUCCUGCUCCCUCAGGUUUCCUUCCUGUUUACAUUGGGUGGAAUCGAACCCGGUUCCUGAUCCCCACCCGCUACCUCAACUUUCCGAUCUUCGCGGCUCUUCUUCGGAAGUCUGGGGAGGAAUUCGGUUUCAAGGCCAACGGAGGCAUAGUGUUGCCGUGUGAUGUUGAGUUCUUCAAAGAGGUCUUGAACUUGCUUCAAAAAGAUGAGAGAAGGUAUGGGAGCCUAGAGGUACCUGAGUUCUUGAAGAGGAUUUCUGAGGUUCGUAAUUUUGAUUAUUCCUCUACGAUGUGCAGCAAGGAAGAUAGCCAUAGUUGCGAUCAUCAUCAGGGAUACUUAAGACCUUUGCUGCAAAAAGCUAGGGCCUGA